UGAGGAAAGCUUGCCCUCCAACCCGGAAGUGUAUAAAACCUGACUCGGGCACAUGGAAGGAUGCACAGAACAUCCACAUGUAUGGGCUGAGUAAGCAGUUCAGCUAAGCAUCACCACUGGACUUAACAACGCUACCCUGUAAUGAAGAGAACUUCUUGUAACAUUGCAGUUAUUCCUCUGGGACAUAUGUUCUCUUGAAGUAUGUCAACAAUUACUCUUAACUUAAAUUUCGAUGACCCAAGCCAUAAUGACGGCCAAAAAAAAGCUAGACACAAACAAUUUGUUAUAAAGAGGGGCUUCCUGGAGCGUAGGGGUUUUCUAAACAAAAAGCAAAACAAAAGUAAAAAUGGAAGUUGCAAAAAGAAUAAAUUGCAUUGGAACAGAAAUGACCAUUCACAAGACAGAGCUGUUUUACCCAAAUUUACAACUCAACAGCCCGAACUGUCCACAAAUCCCUCCAAUUCCACGCAAGCCCACCAUGGAAACUCUGUGACCAUCAAAAAAUUCAUGGUGUCUUCAAAGGCAACACCUCAAACAGGAUCCACUUCAAUACUGCACAACCCAAUGAAAUAUGUAGCCCUUGACUGUGAGAUGGUAGGGACCGGGCCCAAAGGUCGUUGUAGUGAGCUGGCCCGCUGCAGCAUAGUUUCCUAUGAUGGGGAUGUAAUUUAUGACAAGUUCAUCAAGCCUGUUAAUCCAGUCACAGAUUUCCGCACUCGCUGGAGUGGAGUGCGUUGGCAAGAUCUCCGUAAUGCCACACCCUUCAACAAAGCCCAGGGAGAGAUUUUAAAGAUCCUCACAGGGAAAGUGGUUGUGGGUCAUGCUGUCCAGAAUGAUUUUAAGGCUUUGCAUUAUUUCCAUCCUGUCCACCUCAUACGAGAUACUUCACGCAUUCCCAUACUGAAUCAGAAAGCUGGUCUGCCAGAGCACCAAGCUGCCUCUCUGAAGACCCUCACAAAGGUUCUAUUAAAGAAGGAUAUACAGAUGGGAAACAAGGGCCACUCUUCAGUAGAAGAUGCAAAAGCCACCAUGGAGCUAUAUAAAAUUGUAGCAGUGAAAUGGGAGAGGACUUUGGCUUCAAAAACUGCUUCCUAGAGAAGAAACUGCUGGAUGAUGCCAAGUUUUUAACUUAAAGCUCAGAAGUUUAAAAUGAGAUUUUAGAAUUUAAACUUUUAGUUAGUUUUAAUUAACAAAAAACCUCUACAACCAAUUUUAAAUAUUUUAUGCUAUUUAUACAGUUUGAAAUAAUUCUUGUUUAUAAGGCAUUCUUGUUAAUCCACAUGUGCAGCUUAUUUAAAAAAAAAAAACAAUAACUGCACCACAAGUCAGUGGUUAGUAAAGAUUUGUUGAGUUCAACCCUGAUUUCAGUUGUCUUUCUAGAUGUAAGAUUUGCUUAAUCUAGUGGUGGCAAAUCAAUUUCUGUGUACCUACAGUUUGUGUCUAAGGGGUGGGGAUGUGGAAGCAGGUUGGUGGCACAUCUGGAGGGUGUGGUGGUGUGGAACCAGGACAGCAGCAUGUCUAAGAACAUCUGGGUGGGUUAGCCUCCACACCCUGUCUACCUCUCUCUCUCUCUCUCUCUUUUUUUUUUUUAAAGACUGUGGCUUGCAUUUUUUGGCUCUUGUAAAUUCUGUAAAAGAGGAACAAACUACGUCCAAAGCUGGCUUCAUCACCAAUUCUUCAAUGGAUAAUCACUGAAGCCCUUCUGUUCUUAAAUCCUACUUAUAUAUCGCUUACUCAUUCAUUCCAUACCAUAUAUCACUGACUUUUUUUGUCUUUUUAAUAUUUGAGUAAUAGUCAGCUUGUAUAGUAUGUGGUUGCUAAACAGUUCUUCACAGUUGGCAAAUAGGGUUCUGAGUCAGCUACUGGCCAUCUAUUUUCACUGGGUGGUCAAAAAGAAAAGGCUGUUCAGCAUUUUUUUUUCAACACACAUUACACCAAAUUGUAAGUUCUACUUGCCAAACUGUGACAAGAGAGAACAACUGGAUCAUAUAUUUAAUAUCAUUGAGUUUGUGUAAAGAUUGUCUCAUAUUUCCUUUAGAAGAAUCAAAUUAUUUUGGCUGGGAAACUUUAGUCUUGCUGGAAGGUGAUGGCAGACACAACUGUAGAUGUGGUAUGCUAAAGCUAGGCUCUUUUGAUACAAGUUCAUACUUUCCGAGUAAUGGUUUGGAAACAGUGGGUGCUGAUGGAAAGGUUACCAGUUAGACAUAUCUAUUUUUAACCCUGCACCAAUUUGAAUGUUGUAUAGAUGUGUUGAUUUGGUAACUCUGAAAUAAAGAAAAUGUUACCUAAUUAA
Molecule: messenger RNA, 2293 nt
Organism: Neoarius graeffei (lesser salmon catfish)
Lineage: Eukaryota; Metazoa; Chordata; Actinopteri; Siluriformes; Ariidae
Gene: isg20l2
Product: interferon stimulated exonuclease gene 20-like 2
Exons: 4
Coding region: 202-1095 (297 amino acids)
Cellular component (GO): nucleus
Molecular function (GO): nucleic acid binding; 3'-5'-RNA exonuclease activity
Source: RefSeq, a predicted model, not a curated record